Messenger RNA from Malassezia sympodialis ATCC 42132, 459 nucleotides. RefSeq names its product ubiquitin family protein. NCBI's taxonomy places the organism in Eukaryota, Fungi, Basidiomycota, Malasseziomycetes, Malasseziales, Malasseziaceae. Gene Ontology annotation, molecular function: protein binding; zinc ion binding. The record is from RefSeq and is a predicted model, not a curated record.
AUGCAGAUUUUCGUAAAGACACUUACAGGGAAAACAAUUACGCUGGAGUGUGAGAGCAGCGACUCGAUCGAGCAUGUCAAGACGAAGAUCCAGGACAAGGAGGGCAUUCCGCCGGACCAGCAGCGCCUGAUCUUUGCGGGCAAGCAACUGGAGGAUGGACGUACCCUGAGUGACUACAAUAUCCAGAAGGAGAGCACGCUGCACCUUGUCCUGCGUCUGCGCGGUGGUGCGAAGAAGCGGUGCCAGCAUGGCGCCGGCACGGAAGGGGCGUGCCGCGACGCGGCGAUCCAGCUUGUUGGCCAGUGCCCGCACUGCUCGCUCCUGUUCUGCGGCAAGCACCGCCUGCCGGAAGCGCACAAGUGCAUCAACCAGGAGCAGAUCCGCCAUGCCGCAUUCACGGCGAACAAAAACAAGCUAGAGAGCGAGCGCACGUCGGGCACGCGUGGCCUCGUGCACUGA